Molecule: messenger RNA, 1381 nt
Organism: Mucor mucedo
Lineage: Eukaryota; Fungi; Mucoromycota; Mucoromycetes; Mucorales; Mucoraceae
Exons: 4
Coding region: 218-886 (222 amino acids)
Source: RefSeq, a predicted model, not a curated record
AAACAAAAACAACGUUAGUUUCCUUUUUUUUCUUCAGCACCUAUAAUUUUAUAAAAAAAAAAAAAAAUGGAAGACAGUAAUACUCCAUACACGCAUGUCAUUGGGAUCGAUUUCGGGACAAAGUUUUCUUCUGUUGGUUAUUGUUCAAGGGAAUCUAUAUCUGAUAAAAAAAUCGUAGAUAUUUAUCAAUGGUAUCAAGGAUGCUACAGACACUAAAAUGAAUAGUUUUCCAAAAGUACCAACUAUUAUUGCAUAUCACAAAACCGACCCAAGAAAAAUAAAAUGGGGCCUAUCAGCAUUGAAUAUGACGGAUGAGGAAAAAUUGGAAUAUGAUGAAGUAAUCGAGCUGUUUAAGCUACAUUUGGAUGAAGAAUACAUUAAUAAUCCCGGAGAAAUUGUUCCUACCUUACCAGAAGACACGUCUCCGGUGACCGUUAUUUCUGAUUAUUUAAAAGAGCUUCACGAGUUUGUGUGUGUUGAAAUGAGGAAAACUCUGGGCGACGAUCAGGAUUUUAAUAGUAAAAAAGAAUUAUUUCAGUAUCGAUUAACAGUGCCCGUAGAAUGGUCAGAGAAGGCCAAGUAUAAAAUGAUUUCAGCAUCAAUAUCGGCAGGAAUUAUUACAAGGUAUGAUCCACCCGAGAAACUGGUUCUGAUCAGUGACUUGGAGGCAACAAUAUUAAAUAUAGAAAUGGCGCCAGACGGGAUCGAUUUAGAAUCAGGUGAUAAUGUGUUGAUAUGUGAUAUUGGUGGUUCUACCGUGGAUAUUUCUGUAUUCACAAAGAUCGUGGAAGGAGAUAAAAAAAUACUAGCCGAGAUAACAGAAAGAAAUCAACGCCCUAUGCUUUUGGGCAAGAAAGACAAGACGCAAUGUUUUUGGAUUUUUUGAAUUUUUUUAACGCCGAAUUGAAGGUGACAUCUAAACUGAUGAAAAAAAAAAAGAGUUGUAAGAGUUCUGAUGAUUAUAUUCAGGCUUUAUUUGGAAGCAACAUGACCAGCCUAAUCACCGACAGAUAUAAUGAUGAAACCGGAUGCUUUAAAUCUGGUAUAGAUGAAUUUGAAAUAGACCCUGAAAUGAUCAGACAGCAAGUCUUUGAUCACACACUGUCAGAAAUCCUGGAUAUUAUGGAUGAUCAAAUAUAUCAACUGGCAGAGCAUGAUUUAAGUUUGGAUUACAUAGUAUUGACUGGUGGCUUCAUCCCAAAUUAUUAUUUAUUUAGGAGCAUAAAAGAAAGAUUUAGUAUGCAGGUUAAAGAAGUAAUCUCUCCCAUAAACGGGGCAGCACUUACAUUAUCUCGCGGUGCCACCUAUUCUGUUCUAUUAGACCCUUAUGAUGAAGCAACACACUCUCCAUAUCUUCCCGCACACCUCCCCAACAAUAAGG